Spizellomyces punctatus DAOM BR117 is the source of this 1149-nucleotide messenger RNA. RefSeq lists its product as uncharacterized. The coding region runs from base 1 to 1149 and encodes 382 amino acids. The record is from RefSeq and is a predicted model, not a curated record. Lineage: Eukaryota; Fungi; Chytridiomycota; Chytridiomycetes; Spizellomycetales; Spizellomycetaceae. The transcript is spliced from 4 exons.
AUGGCUGUUGCUCCCCAUCUACACACGAAUCGCUCAUCGCGUCCAUCCUAUCCAAUACGUAAGCGCACACCGGACCAUUUUCAUGGUCCGGUGGAGGCGGUCCAGGCGAGGCAGCCAGCACCGCUACCACCCCCAAGCGUAGCCGGUACCGCCGCAGAGCUCGAUACGGAGCCUCCAUUUGUAGAAGAGCUGCAGGCGACCUGGGACUUGAUUGAGACGGGUGCUUAUAGUGAUUGUCAGGAGUCUAUCGAGCUUGCAUCUAUUCAUUUGCCUGAUCACGAGGAGGAUCCGGUGCGAAUUGAGCUGAAUGGCGUCAUGGUGGAGCUGCCCAGUCAACACGCAAUAUCUCUGGAGACCUUGGGACUGGGUCCAAACAAUUUCUUGUACGUGGAUGGCAUUUUUAAGCCAUUAACGCGGGAUGGCAUCCCUCUCGAAGAGUUGAGAGCGAAAGACGGUAUAAAGCUUCGUACUCAAGCGUACCCAGCCAUACAACCACUUGCGUACGUUUACUGGUGCUGUAUGCAAACUGUUCCGUCCAGGGAUACCAUCGCCAACUUCCUGCAGUCACCAUGGGGCAGAACUAUCGUAAACGCUGCGAACGCUUUGCUCAUGGCUUUGAUGGCACGCCCUGGUAUUAAUAUCUCCUCGCCGCCAGUCCAGGUCAUAGUUGCGGUGGUUUCAGGUGCCAGAAUGCUAGAUCUCAUGAUAAAAGAGACGAUUCUGAAGCUUUUGACGGAAGCGAAACUAUCGCUCUCACACGCCUUGUUUGCUCUUCUGGUUUGCGAGAUUUGCCUCAUCAUUGGAGCAUCAAUUCCGUUUCGAUGUUUGCUAUUGAUCGAGUAUCAUCUUCUCCCGUUACUCUUCGUUGCUUGGACUUGUGUCGGCUCUCUGAUACAUGGCAUCUGGAUAUUGGGUGGUCACUUGUCCAAAGGGCGUGGGUUAAAAGGCGUCAUCAUUGGACAGAUCUUGUGGUGUUUACCUGUUCUCUUAUUCACGGCUAUCUUGAUGGGCGAUAUAAUAUUGCGCAUGAGGAUGGACGUGAAUAAUUUGCUGACCUGCGAUGUAGAAGGUGUAGCCAGUAUUGGUAUGAGUACACGAAUUGGAGAGCUGGGGUUAUCAGGAGGGCAACCAGAAAGGAUUAUGUUGUAG